Messenger RNA from Candida albicans SC5314, 1338 nucleotides. RefSeq lists its product as uncharacterized. Lineage: Eukaryota; Fungi; Ascomycota; Pichiomycetes; Serinales; Debaryomycetaceae. Gene Ontology annotation, molecular function: cyclin-dependent protein serine/threonine kinase regulator activity; protein kinase binding. Gene Ontology annotation, cellular component: nucleus; cyclin-dependent protein kinase holoenzyme complex. Gene Ontology annotation, biological process: regulation of cyclin-dependent protein serine/threonine kinase activity. The record is from RefSeq and is a predicted model, not a curated record. Bases 1 to 1338 code for a protein of 445 amino acids. The transcript has a single exon.
AUGCUUGUCGAUAACUAUAUCAAGGCAAGUUCUAUAAAAUUUAAUAUUUCAAUAGCACCAUGUGUGGAAAUAGCGAGAUAUUUGAAAUCAAAUCAACAACAACAAGUACGACUACAACCACAUGAAGAUCCAAAACAACUACUAAGUCAUCAACAACAACAACAACCAGACACUCAAUAUCAUUAUCAAAAUCAUCACCACAACAAGCAGUAUCGACAACGACAACGACGACAAACACAGGAACAUAAACAACAACAAGGUACACCAAGAAUACGUCGACCAUCAUCAUCGUUAUCACCAUUAUAUUCACCUAAAACCAAAAAAUCAACCCCUAAUAAAACCACCAAAACUCUACUACAUAAAUCAUCAACAUCUCCGACCUCGCCACCACCACCAAAAAAGAAAAAAUCAAAGAAUAGAAUUAUUGUUCCUAAUGAAUUUAUAAAUUGUGAUCUUGAUAUUAUAAUAACAUUAAUCAAUCGAAUGUUAAUUUCAUUAAUCAAAUUAAAUGAUAAUAAUAUUAAUAACAACAAUAAUACCACAAACAUUAAUAAUCCAACACCACCAACUCGUUUCCAUAGUAAAACACCACCAGCAAUUUCGAUUUUUUCCUAUAUUAAUCGUCUUACAAAAUUCAAUAAUUUAAAAUCUAGUGGAUUAAUCACCAUGAUAUACUAUAUCGACAUACUUUCUUAUAUGUAUCCUCAUUUCCAAUUAAAUUCAUGGACAAUUCAUCGAUUUUUAUUAGUUGCCACCAUGAUAUCACAAAAAGCAAUGGAAGAUUAUUUUUAUACCAAUGAUCAUUAUGCAAAAGUUGGUGGGGUAUCUUUAGAAGAAUUGAAUUGUUUAGAAUUGGAUUUUUUGAAAAGAAUUGAUUGGAGAACUAUACCGAUAAAUAAUCCAAAUGUUCAACAAUUGUAUUAUAAUAAAUUAGUAGAAAUGACAGGAAAGAUAUCUAAUAUGGUUGACAAUAAUAAUAGUAGUGAUAGCGACAACACUGAUACUAGAUAUAAACAUACUAAGUUUAUUAUGGAAAAUGAAGAUCCUACAGAUGAUGAAGAAGAGGAAGAGGGAGAUCUGGAAGAUCUGGAAGAAGAUCUAGAGGAUGACGACGACGAGGAUGACGACGACGAGGAUGAUGAGUUUUAUGAUAGUGAUGAAGAUAUUAAUAGUGAAGAUAAUGGUGAUAUUGAAAUUGAUGAUUAUGAAAUGGAAGAAGAAAAUAAUUCCAAUGUACCUGAUUUACCAAAUAUACCAAUGUAUAAAUAUGAUAAUAAUGGGUUUAGUAUGGAUGGAAGUUCUUCACCUCAUUUAAAAAGAAGGUAUAGUAAAGAUUAA